GCUAACUAGUGAAUGCAGCCUAUGUACAAAGACGUAGAAAUGGGGGGGAACGUAGUGACAUACUUCCGGCACUGUAGACGAGAAAGAUGGCUGCACCACAGCAGCAGCCUUCAACCGCUACUUCAGCUGCUGGCGUGUCAGGUCCAGGUUCGGCUGGUGGCCCGGGUCCCCAGCAACAGCCGCAACCGCCGACGCAACUGGUGGGACCCGCCCAGAGCGGGCUCCUGCAGCAGCAGCAACAGGACUUCGAUCCUGUGCAGCGCUAUAAGAUGCUCAUCCCGCAGCUGAAGGAGAGUCUCCAGACCUUAAUGAAGGUUGCAGCCCAGAACCUUAUUCAGAACACUAACAUUGACAACGGACAAAAGAGCAGUGACGGAUCCAUACAGCGCUUUGACAAGUGCCUGGAGGAGUUCUACGCACUGUGUGACCAGCUGGAGCUCUGCCUGCGCUUGGCACACGAGUGCCUUUCACAGAGCUGUGACAGUGCCAAGCACUCUCCAACGCUGGUGCCCACAGCCACCAAGCCCGACGCCGUGCAGCCUGACAGCCUGCCCUACCCGCAGUACCUGGCGGUUAUCAAGGCCCAGAUUGCUUGUGCCAAGGACAUUCACACUGCCCUGCUGGACUGUGCCAACAAGGUCACAGGCAAGACGCCUGCACCCCCUACUGGCCCUGGGGGCCCCCUCUGAGGUCUCUGUGGGAAGUGGGGCUGAUAGGAGGGUAGGGAGGGGUAUGGGAGGGUACUGGCAGAGAGAGAAUGAAGUGUGGCCUAAACCAAAGCAAGUGGUCUCCGAUUUCUUUUUCCCACUUGAGCUCUGUGGCCAGAAGCCACCAGGGGGCAGCAGAGACCUGUAGGCAAUGCCAGCCAGGCUCUUGCUGCCUCCUGCCUCCCUCCCAGGCCUAGGCUGAACUUUGAACUGGGGGCUUAAUCACCUUUGUUCCAGGGCCUACCUCCCCCCCAAACCAGGCUUGGGUGUGGCACUCUAGCUGGACACUUAUUCAGUCCUUCUGGAGUCUGUUCCAGUGUGACUGCUCCUUUCUCUAGCAGUUCCUCAGUCUCCUCUGUUGCGUCUCUCUUUCUUCCUUUUUGUGUGUCUCUGCCUCCCUUUCUGUCUAAGCCCUGUGAUCUUGUAUCUCUCUGCCUCAUUCUCCCAGCUCCCUUGUGCUGUCUUCUGCCCCAGCUCCCAGCUGUCUGUGAAGGGUGCUGAACCCUGAGUUAUGUGGGACUCGGGGAAGAGACUUCACUUCCAGGGCCACAGCCAAGCCUAGAGCCCACAGCUCCUCCCAUGUAACCCAGCCCCAGGAUUUGCAGGCCCAGGAAAAGAAAAGUGGAGGGGUCUCGCCCUGACCUCAGCACACCCAGAUUCAGGAGCAGCCCAGGCCCCCGCCCAUCCCCUGCGUCAGCGGGACUCUAAAGAGGGGCAUUGUGCAAUGCAUGGGGAGGCUAGGCUCAGCUGAGCGCCUGGUCCUUGUAUUUUUAGCCCCAAAGGAGAAGUGAAAAGGCACUGGCAGGGGUGAAUCAUCAGUCCUGGGGAAGAACCCAGCUCCGGGAAGCAGGGCCUGGGGAGGGGGCCCCCACCAGCACCCCACUUCCCCACCAGCUUUGGGGAGUUCAGCCGUGGCCUUCAGGCCUGGGCAAGUGCCGGGCGGAGCCACCAGCCCAGGCCCAGCUGUCAGACUGUGAAAGGCCCAAGUGACUCAGCCUGGUUGGGGAACUGCCCCACCCAGCACCUUUGGUGCCCUGGUUCCCAUGUCACCACCCAGCAGCCUCCUGUCCUGGACCCCAUGUCUGCAAGGAAACCCUAGGAGCACAGAGACCUCUUUGAUUCACCCAGAGCCCAGGCCCUACACCGGAAAACUGGGAAGGUGGCCAGCUUACGUGUUGUGUGUGGACAUCCCAGGUGCGGGGCAGGAUGGUGGUCCAAUGAGGGAGCUCUUCAGGGAAGCCUUGGUACUCCCCGUCUAGCUGAGUCAGUCCUGCCCAGCCCCCAAAGACAUGGGCCUUUCCCACCUACAGUCAGCUGACAUGCACUUUUGUCACAGGAGGACUGCAAGUUCCAGGAUAGUCUGGACUGCAGAGCGGCACCUUGUCUCAAAACAACAGAAAGGGCGGGGGCUCCUGGUUCGUCUCCUGUAAUGCUAGCUAUGCAGAAGGCAGAGAUCGGGGGAUCUUGGUUCGAAGCCAGCCUGGGCAAAUAGU
This is a messenger RNA of Castor canadensis (American beaver), 2200 nucleotides long. RefSeq names its product mediator complex subunit 29 (gene Med29). Gene Ontology annotation, molecular function: transcription coregulator activity; transcription factor binding. The record is from RefSeq and is a predicted model, not a curated record. NCBI's taxonomy places the organism in Eukaryota, Metazoa, Chordata, Mammalia, Rodentia, Castoridae. Gene Ontology annotation, cellular component: mediator complex. Gene Ontology annotation, biological process: regulation of transcription by RNA polymerase II.